Messenger RNA from Aspergillus saccharolyticus JOP 1030-1, 2310 nucleotides. RefSeq names its product T6SS phospholipase effector Tle1-like catalytic domain-containing protein. Lineage: Eukaryota; Fungi; Ascomycota; Eurotiomycetes; Eurotiales; Aspergillaceae. The record is from RefSeq and is a predicted model, not a curated record. The coding region runs from base 109 to 1935 and encodes 608 amino acids. The transcript has a single exon.
GGGGGGAAACACACCAAGACCAGCGAGUUGGUAUAAAUCUGCCACGGAAAACCACUCCCAGCUAUGUAGGGCUUCCCUCAAACAGGACAGACUCGAAAACAAGCCAAAAUGCCUCCGGCUGCAGCGUCGCCGCCCGCCCCCAAGCGGAUCAUUCUCUGUUUCGACGGAACAUGGCAGUCGUCCGUGUCGGGACAGGAAAACUCCCCCUCCAACAUCACGCGACUCUGUCGGGCCAUCAAGCCGGUCGCCAACAUCGAUGGGCAGGACUGGCAGCAGAUCGUCUGGUACGAUUCCGGGGUGGGAACCACCUCGCUGGCCGUCAGCAAGCUGCUGGAAGGCGCCGUCGGCAAUGGGCUGGACGGGAACAUUGUCGAGGCGUACAACUUUGUCUCCUUGAAUUGGAACCGUGGCGACAAGAUUCUGUGCUUUGGCUUCUCGCGCGGCGCCUACACGGCGCGCGCGAUCGCCGGCCUCAUCGCCGAUGCCGGAAUCUGCCGGCGGCGCGACCUGCAUCGAUUCCCCGACCUGUGGAAGCUCUACAGCAAUCCCAAGCGCGAGGGGCCGUUCUACAACAGCGACGACUACUUUCAAUUUGUGAAUGGGGUCGCCUCCGAGAAGCACCGCGAUCAUCCCACCCGCGGCGACGGGCUGGCCUGGGACAUCCCGGGCCACAGUAACUGGGCCCAGCCGGACUCCCGGCAGGUCGAGGUCGUCGCCGUCUACGAUACCGUCCAAGCGCUGGGGAUGCCCGAGGUGGCCGGGAUCCAGUUGCCUUCGCUGCCCAAGAUGGCGCAAUGGAAGGGGCACAACGUGACCUUGUCGCGACACAUCAAGCAUGCCUUUCAGGCCCUCGCCCUCGACGAAUACCGCAAAGCCUUCUAUCCCGAGGUCUGGUGCUUGCCCUCGGGCGACCCGGAUGCGUCCCAGCCCGAGGUUCGCGCGGAGCUGGAGAGCGAGGCCGAACGGAAGAGGAAGAUUCUGAAUGCGGCCGGCACCAAACAAAGGGGAUUGAUCGACAAGGCCAAGAAAUACGGGCAGAAAAACCCGACGGACUAUGCGACGCUGGACCAGAUGGCCAAGCAGAUCAACGUGGCCAGCAAAGAGUUAGGCAAAGCCCGCCAGGACUACGUGGUCACCGAGGAUCACCUCAAAAAGGAGGUUCCCAAGCUCACGCAGGUGUGGUUCCCCGGCUAUCAUAUCAAUGUCGGCGGCGGGUCGAGCGAUACCCUGAAAAACGAGGGCGAUCUGGAAGAAAUGUCGAACAUUGUAUUCGCAUGGAUGCUGGAUCGGAUUAAGCCCUUCGUGGGCAUUGACGAACCGACCAUCAAGGAUCAUUACAAGCACCGACAAGAACGAAUCGCCGCGUUGAACACGGCGCUGGCCAAGGAGAAUGCGCCGCCCGGCGAGCAAGAGAGCUGGGGGGAGUAUCUCGGCCGGGGGGCGAAAUGGGUGGCAUCAACCGUUCUGCAUCCCUUCACCCCCGCGCCAACCGUGACCCAACGCGAAUAUACCUGGGGCCUUUCGGACAUGCCGGAUAGUUUCAUCGCGGUGUACUACCCCAAUGGGAAGAAGAAGCGCGCCCCGAAUGUGAAUUUCGAGAAAGAACAUCGCGGUGUGAAGGAGGUCGUUGGUCCAACCUGUGCCCAGAUCCAUCCGGUGGUGAACUACCGAGUGCAACACAAGGCCGGUUAUCGGCCGAUCGGACUGUUGCCAGAGCAAUACCACCGCCGUGCAGAGGGCGAGAACUUUGUCUACACUCUCAAUGGGAAGGAGUUGCCAGAGUGGCGCUUGGGAGGAAAAGGUUCUUAUGAAUGGCUGGCUCUGCGACAGCACCAGCACGCCAUCGAGUACAUGGCUGAACAGGGUCAUGCAGAUGCCAUCAAGUAUGUGGCUGAACUGAAAGAUAAGCCGGCAGCGAAGGUAGACGGUGCUUAAAAAAGAUGAAGGGAGCAAAAAGAGAAGAAGAAGUAGGAGGAAGAGAAGAAGUAGGAGGAAGAGAGAUUUCGAGAUCUUCCCCACGCUCGAAGGAGCAACUGGCGGCCGAAGCUGGGAGGCCGCGUCUAGCCGGGAGGCCCUGCAAGUUCGGCCUUAGGAUGAUGGUGUUCAUAUCGCGUGUAUCCAUGCGUUUCUUGUCUAUAAUUGCGGAUAUCCGGAGUCAUUUGGAGCACAUGAAGGAAUUCUAUUUUUUUCUUUUUUCUUUUUAUUUUUAUUUUUUUUUGUCAUGUUAUACUCCGUAGCAUAACCGGGUUGUCAUCCAGUCCAGGCUGCUGGGAUUGCGAUCCGCGACGCUAAGGGGGGAAUAGGCGGUGG